Molecule: messenger RNA, 1800 nt
Organism: Penicillium maclennaniae
Lineage: Eukaryota; Fungi; Ascomycota; Eurotiomycetes; Eurotiales; Aspergillaceae
Product: acetyl-CoA synthetase-like protein
Exons: 4
Coding region: 1-1800 (599 amino acids)
Biological process (GO): fatty acid metabolic process
Molecular function (GO): medium-chain fatty acid-CoA ligase activity
Source: RefSeq, a predicted model, not a curated record
AUGGCAGAUCUUUCGAUAGUACAUGGGUUGGGAGAACCGCCCCUCUGGCCCAAGAGGCUUGGAGAUCUGAUCGAGGAUCAAGCUACCAGCUUCGGCGACCGUAUUGCUGUGGUGACACCAUGGCAGAAGAUGAGACUUUCUUUCAGAGAUUUGGCUAAGAGUAGCAAGAUUCUUGCCAAUGCCAUGGUUCGAGCCGGCGUGCGACUCGGUGAUUGUGUUGCAGUUCUGGCAGGGAACCGAUACGAGUAUAUCCAGGUGUUUUUGGCAGGGGGAAGAAUCGGAUGUCCGGUACUACCGAUUAAUAACGCUUAUACACCAGUGGAAGUCUUGAGAGCCUUACAGAGAAGUUCGUGUAAGUUACUUUUCAUCGCCUCCAAUAUAGGCCCGCGUCAUUUGUCGACUCACCUUCAGCUCCUCACCUCCUCAUCAUCGGAGAGUACCCUCCCUGAUCUUUCUGGGAUCGUUGGCUUCGACGUCUCUCAAAAGGACCAAGAUAUACGCAUUCAAGCAUAUCGGGAAUUCUUAGCUUCCGGGGAGAUGAACGAAGACGACGACGGCAUUUUAUUGGAAGCGGCCCAACGUAUAGUGCGACCUUCGGACAGCCUCAGCUAUCAAUUUACUUCUGGCACAAGUGGAGAGCCGAAACUAUCUAUGCUGUCACAUCGCGGUCUCGUCAAUAACGCGCGUCUCGUCGGCGACGCAAUGCGCCUGACUCCGGAGGAUGUAGUGUGCUGUCCGCCGCCAUUAUUCCACACAUUCGGACUGGUGCUCGGCUUCCUCAAUGCAUUCACCCACGGCUGCGCUAUCGUCUUCCCGUCAGAUAUUUUUGACGCUGAGCAGGUUAUCGAUGCGGUCUCUAAGGAGAAGGCGACCGCGUUACUUGGCGUGCCCACUAUGUUCGUGGCCGAACUAGAAGUCUGCGAGUACAAAAUGCUGGAGAUCACGACGGUCCGAACUGGGCUUGCGGCUGGCUCGCCUGUGUCGGAGACGCUUCUUAGCCGAUUGGAAGACAAAUUUGGUGUCAAAGGCAUGCUGAUUGCUUACGGAAUGACUGAGACCAGCCCUGUGACUUUUAUGACUUCGCUUGAUGAUCCCAGGGGCAAGGCAAUGACCAGUCUGGGCAGAGUUCUUCCUCAUACCUCUGCUAAAAUCGUCGAUGAGAAUGGCUCCAUUGUGCGGCGUGGAGAGAAGGGUGAACUUUGUACAAGCGGGUAUGGUUUGCAGACAGGGUACUAUAAUAAUGAAGCGAAGACCAAGGAGGCAAUGCGACAGGAUACAGAGGGAAUAUUGUGGAUGCAUACCGGGGAUCAGUGCUACCUCGACGCCGAGGGCUACUGCCACAUCAGCGGCCGGAUCAAGGAUAUCAUUAUUCGAGGCGGAGAAAAUAUGUUUCCGCUCGAGAUCGAAGAGCGACUGUUACUUCAUUCGGCCAUAAGUGAGGCCAGUGUUGUUGGAGUUGCCGAUCAUAAAUAUGGCCAAGUGGUUGGUGCCUUCUUGAAAUUGGCCACGAACCAAGUCAAACCUCGGGAUCAAGAAGUGAGGGACUGGGUUCGUGCAGAACUGAGCUGGCAUAAGGCUCCUCAGCACAUCUUUUGGGUUGGCGAGGGAGGGGUCUGUCCGGACUUCCCCAAGACUGCCAGUGGCAAGCAUCAAAAGCAUGUCAUGGAAGAAAUUGCUAACAAGUCUCUCUUUGGGUCUCCAUUUGCGAUCAAGGACUUCCCCGCCCGCUGGGGAUAUUCGAUUUUCGGUCUGUCGAUCUGCUUGAUUCCAAUGGCAUUGUAUCUGUCAAUAGUAGCAUGA